Molecule: messenger RNA, 2310 nt
Organism: Castor canadensis (American beaver)
Lineage: Eukaryota; Metazoa; Chordata; Mammalia; Rodentia; Castoridae
Source: RefSeq, a predicted model, not a curated record
AUGAACUCCCUGGAUGGCUUUGUAUUUGCACUAAAUCAAGAAGGAAAAUUUUUGUACAUUUCUGAAACGGUCUCCAUCUACCUAGGCCUCUCGCAAGUGGAGCUGACAGGCAGCAGCGUCUUUGACUAUGUCCACCCCGGGGACCACGUGGAGAUGGCAGAGCAGCUGGGCAUGAAGCUCCCGCCUGGGCGGGGUCUCCUCUCGCAGGGCACCGCAGAGGACGGAGCCAGCUCAGCAUCUUCCUCUUCUCAGUCAGAGACCCCUGAGCCAGUGGAGUCAACCAGCCCCAGUCUGCUAACCACUGACAACACCCUUGAGCGUUCCUUUUUCAUCCGAAUGAAAUCUACCCUGACCAAACGCGGUGUGCACAUCAAAUCAUCAGGAUAUAAGGUGAUUCACAUAACAGGCCGGCUACGCCUCAGAGUGUCGCUGUCCCAUGGGAGGACUGUCCCCAGCCAAAUCAUGGGUCUCGUGGUUGUGGCUCAUGCCUUGCCUCCCCCUACAAUCAAUGAAGUCCGAAUUGACUGCCAUAUGUUCGUCACUCGAGUAAAUAUGGACCUCAAUAUCAUUUACUGUGAAAAUAGGAUUAGUGAUUACAUGGAUCUGACUCCUGUAGACAUCGUAGGGAAAAGAUGCUAUCACUUCAUCCAUGCCGAAGACGUGGAAGGCAUCAGGCAUAGUCACCUGGACUUGCUGAAUAAGGGUCAAUGUGUGACAAAGUACUACCGAUGGAUGCAGAAGAAUGGAGGAUAUAUUUGGAUACAGUCUAGUGCCACCAUAGCUAUUAACGCCAAGAACGCAAAUGAAAAGAACAUCAUCUGGGUGAAUUAUCUUCUUAGUAAUCCCGAGUACAAGGACACACCUAUGGACAUCGCACAGCUCCCCCACCUCCCAGAGAAAACUUCUGAAUCCUCUGAGACAUCCGACUCUGAAUCAGACUCUAAAGACACCUCAGGUAUUACAGAGGACAACGAGAACUCCAAGUCCGACGAGAAGGGCAAUCAAUCGGAGAACAGCGAAGACCCGGAACCCGACCGGAAGAAGUCUGGCCACGCUUGUGACAACGACAUGAACUGCAACGAUGACGGCCACAGCUCCAGCAACCCGGACAGCCGCGACAGCGACGACAGCUUCGAGCACUCGGACUUUGAGCACCCCAAGGCGGCGGAGGACGGCUUCGGCGCGCUGGGCCCGAUGCAGAUCAAGGUGGAGCGCUACGUGGAGAGCGAGUCGGACCCGCGGCUGCAGAACUGCGAGUCGCUCACGUCGGACAGCGCCAAGGACUCGGACAGCGCGGGCGAGGCGGGCGCGCAGGCCUCCAGCAAGCACCAGAAGCGCAAGAAGAGGCGGAAACGGCAGAAGGGCGGCAGCGCCAGCCGCCGGCGCCUGUCCAGCACGUCGAGCCCCGGCGGCCUGGACGCCGGCCUGGUGGAGCCCCCGCGGCUGCUGUCCUCCCCUCACAGUGCCUCAGUGCUCAAGAUCAAGACGGAGAUCUCGGAACCCAUCAACUUCGACAACGACAGCAGCAUCUGGAACUACCCGCCCAACCGGGAGAUCUCCAGAAACGAGUCCCCCUACAGCAUGACCAAGCCCCCCAGCUCCGAGCACUUCCCGUCCCCGCAGGGCGGCGGGGGCGGCGGGGGCCUGCACGUGGCCAUCCCGGACUCGGUCCUCACCCCGCCCGGCGCCGACGGCGCGGCCGCCCGCAAGACUCAGUUCAGCGCUGCGGCCACCACGGCCUUGGCCCCGGUGGCCUCCGACCCACUGUCGCCCCCGCUCUCGGCGUCCCCGCGGGACAAGCACCCCGGGGGCGGGGGCGGCGGGGGCAGCGGGGGCGGCCCCAGCGCGUCCAACUCCUUGCUGUACACUGGGGACUUGGAGGCGCUGCAGAGGUUGCAGGCGGGCAACGUCGUGCUGCCGCUGGUGCACCGGGUGACCGGGACCCUGGCGGCCACCAGCACGGCCGCGCAGAGGGUCUACACCACCGGCACCAUCCGCUACGCGCCCGCCGAGGUGACCCUAGCCAUGCAGGGCAACCUGCUGCCCAACGCGCACGCUGUUAACUUCGUGGACGUUAACAGCCCCAGCUUUGGCCUGGAUCCCAAGACGCCCAUGGAGAUGCUCUACCACCACGUGCACCGGCUCAACAUGUCGGGACCGUUCGGCGGCGCGGUGAGCGCGGCCAGCCUGACGCAGAUGCCCGCCGGCAACGUGUUCACCACGGCCGAGGGACUCUUCUCCACGCUGCCCUUCCCGGUCUACAGCAACGGCAUCCACGCCGCACAGACUCUGGAGCGCAAGGAGGACUGA